CGGUAGAGUCCGGAAGACUCUACCGGGAAGGGGCUCAAACUGCGCAGCCAAUCGGGGCGACACUUUCGUCUUACCGGGGGACUCGUGGGUAACUUGCUCUUGGGAACCGGCACCAUGGCGUCUGGCUGCAAGAUUGGCCCGUCCAUCCUUAACAGCGAUUUGGCCAAUUUAGGGGCUGAGUGCCUCCGGAUGCUGGACUCUGGGGCCGAUUAUUUGCACCUGGAUGUAAUGGACGGGCAUUUUGUUCCCAACAUCACCUUUGGGCACCCUGUGGUAGAAAGCCUCCGAAAGCAGCUAGGCCAGGACCCUUUCUUUGAUAUGCACAUGAUGGUGUCCAGGCCGGAACAGUGGGUAAAACCAAUGGCUGUAGCAGGAGCCAAUCAAUACACCUUUCAUCUUGAGGCUACCGAGAACCCAGGGGCUUUGAUUAAAGACAUUCGGGAGAAUGGGAUGAAGGUUGGCCUUGCCAUCAAACCGGGAACUACAGUUGAGUAUUUGGCACCAUGGGCUAAUCAGAUAGAUAUGGCCUUGGUUAUGACAGUGGAACCUGGGUUUGGAGGGCAGAAAUUCAUGGAAGAUAUGAUGCCAAAGGUUCAUUGGUUGAGGACUCAGUUCCCAUCCUUGGACAUAGAAGUCGAUGGUGGAGUAGGUCCGGAUACCAUCCAUAAAUGUGCAGAGGCAGGAGCUAACAUGAUUGUGUCUGGCAGUGCCAUUAUGAGGAGUGAUGACCCCAGAUCUGUGAUCAACCUGUUAAGAAAUGUUUGCUCAGAAGCUGCUCAGAAACGUUCUCUUGAUCGAUGAAACCACAAGGAGUUGAUGCUCAUGAAAUCUUUUUACUGGAUGACAAGAAUAUUGACUAUCAAAUCCUAUCACAGUUGGAUAAAAAAAGCAGUGCUGUUUUUCUGAGCAGCUAUUCAUUCCAGGGACUAAAAUCUAUUCUGCAGAAUGUUCCAAGAGGUUAGAAAUUGGUGUGUAUAAGUACAGUUUUAGUGAUGGAAUUUAAAGAUUAGUGUGGUAAAAUACCAUUUUUACUGGGAGACUUGAUUUUUAUAAAGUAAAAAUAUGGCUGUAUUAAGGUUAUAAACAAAAAUGUGUCUUAAAGCCUAAUGAAGGUGUACUAGUUACUAUGAAAAAAUUUUUUCUGCAAUUUAAAUCUUCUCGUUUCUUGGUUUUCCAAAGCAAAGGAAGUCCUUAUUCCUGUUCCGUAUGUCAUUUUUGAUUUGUGUGUGCACAUGACAAUAUGAGAAGAAUGAACUUGUGAAAAAUCGAAGUUUGAAUAGGGCUAGGAUGGCACACUGUAUUCUUGCUUCUUAAACAUCUAUUUUUUACUUUGCACCUUAUAUUUGAUACAUAAAAACUGUAAAAACAGUGGAUGAAGCCCAGGGAUUUCAGGUGGUCUGUUCUAAAGUACAAGUAUAGAUUUUUAUCGAGGUGUUUUCUUUGUCAGCUCUGCUGGAGGGGCAGGUUAUACAGUGAUCCCCACCUGUCCCUUUUCUUACUCACCAUUCUUAAGAACAUGAAAUAAUACUGUGCUAGCUCUGAGCAGAGAGGAAAGGAAACAAACUCAAUUGAGUUGAAUCUGGACUCUUCUCCUUUCCAUCUAUUUGACUUUAGCAAAUCAAAUCAACCAGUGUCUUUGCAUAUCUGUUAACUGAUUUAUACAUUGAAUAUAAUUAUAAUAACCAUGCAGGGUUAUGUUGAGCAUUAAGAGAGAUCAUACAUUAUAUGUAAAGCUUUCACUACUAUUCCCAGAUUUAUAGGAUAGUAGAGAAUUGAGGAUGCUCAAUACAAAGGUGCUGUCAUUUAUGUUUUGUAGCCUAUAAAGUACUUCAAUAUAAGCUCAUUAAAUCCACAAAUCACUCUUAACGAGUGGUAGGACAGGUACUUUUGUCCCCAUUUAAAAAAUGAAGAUACUAAAGCUCAGCAACAGGCUGGUACCGUGGAAAGAACCCAGUAGGGCACAGGAGUUCUGAUUUGUACUCUUUUUACAAAUGGAGCCCUUGGAAGGUAGAUUAGGCAAAGGAAGCCUCUUGUAUAUAACACUGUCUUAUUUGCAAUCUAAUUUUACCAUGUAGCAGAACCAGAUGGCUGAGGAUAUUCUGGAUACUAUGGAUUUGACCCCAAGGAUAUAUAUUAUAUUAAUCCAGCAAAGACCAGGUAGGCCAAAAAGAUGACAAGGUACAGAGUUAAUCUGUAAACUAAAUAUUUAAAACUGUGUCCCAAAUUAUACUUUGACAAUACAUAUCCGCUGUUUCAUUCUUGCCAGUACUCUUGCUACAUAAUACAUAUGGCAAGAAAUAAACAGGAGACCAGUGUCAUUAAGCUUCUUUAGGCUACUAUGAGUUUUGAGAAAUAGGUUUGAAAAAUAAGAACAUUAACACUUCCGCAUAGACUAGAGCUUGCUUGGUUUUUUUCUAUCCUAUAAUGUAAAAAUCUGUCGGUUUUUAUUUUGACUUAGGAAACGUUUGUGCCAUCAAUAGGUGGUGUUUAAUCAGAUCAGACAACACAAGGCAUAUAGAAAUAACUUUAAUUAAAAAACUUACAUAGAAGAUUAUAAUGUCAGACAUGACAGAAAGAUUUGAGCUUAUUUGCCUAGACAACUUGGGUUUGUCCGGCUUUUUUCUUUUUUAAAAAUAAAUGUACAGUAAAACUACAAGCAAAAAUUUGUCAGUAUUGAAUUUGAAUUUUUUCCUUCCUUAAAAGGGAUUAGUAUAAUUUCCAAUCCCUAACAAAAAACUUAGUGUCAAAUCCCCCCAGACUAGGCCAGAUGGCCAGGAUUGUCAGUUAUAUGGGUACUAUAACUUGAAUAACCUUUUUUUUUUUUUUUUUAACAUGAGAGUUGUCCUCAACUUUUACAUUGAAAAAGUUACGUGAUAAUAGCUUCAAAAGGAAUUUUCCUUAAUGUACACUCCUGUAUUCAGUAUUCAAGCAUUACCCUUUGAAAAAUUUUAAUUCUCACUCUAGAAUACAAGUAAGAAUAGAUGCUUAUUUGAAUAGAGUGAGCUAUAGUAAGGAAUGACCAAAUUCAUUAGAAAUACAACAUUUUUUAUACUGAUAGUACUUUCCUGUUGCUUAUUUUAAGUUGGUGUCUUCUCUUCACGAGAUACAUAAAAUAAAGUUCAAUUUUAAAAGAGACCAAUAUUUAACUCUACUAAGCUUGUCGUAAUCUGUUAGGAGUGAAUGGAAAGUAACCUGUGUUUAGUCUAACAGAUAAUGGUGAUUUUAAAUAAAGGCGUAUUGUGUUAUCUGGUAUAGAAAUUUCCAUAAAUAACUUCUAUUGGUUAAACAUGUUUUUUAAAAAAUCCCCUCCCCAUCAUCAAGACUUUUAGAUAUCCAUUAUCACUGGAACCUGUGCUUUGUUUUAGAGUGCAGCUUAAACUUCAUGGGGUAGUUCAUACAUGCAUUUUCAAGUGGAGUGGCCACUGCCAGUGUUUUUUAAAACGAUGUGUGUGUAUACGUAUGUAUACUUUGUACACACAUACUUGUAUAUUCAAAUAUACUUCUGAGGCAAUUUUAAUGAAUUACCAUAGAAAUUACAUAGAAAUGUAUAGGAAAAAGAGCUGUCAUUUGAUGCACAGGUAUAUUUGUAUAUAUAUAUAUGUAUGUGUGGGUAUAACAUCUUUCAAAAACCAUUUACCCAGUAAUGUGAUUUAACAUCAGAUUGCAGCAGUUAAUUUUUUGGUGCUUGUGAUUUGCAUCAUAAACACAAAAGACUAGCACUUGUCUGUAGGUGAAAAGCUAGUUAUUCCUGUGGUUCAGGAAGGAAAAAGAGACCUACCUUGCCUGUUUUAUAACAGCAUAAAAGAUUAAUACAUGCAGUACAUGCUCUUACUCUGGAAUUGUGACUGAAGGGGGUGGGGGAUGGAGAACAGGGCUUAUUUUUUUUCUCCUGUCUUCCAUUCACUUACAUACUUUUCUUAACCUGUUCCCUGUCACCUAUUUUUUUUAACAUGAGUAAGUCCUAGACCAAAAGGUUUGUACUCUUCCAUUUCGUCUGCCUGCCUUUUCGGAUGGUGACCGUUCUCUGGUGCACUGGUACAGAAGAUUUCACCACAGGAGGCUGGGCUCGAACUUUCACUGUGAUCCUUUUUUUCAUCCUGGCAUAGUAAGGCUUCUGUGUCUUCAUUCUUCAGCGGAAAAGCCCGUCGUUCCCACCACAAAGACUGGAAGAGAGAACAUCUUCAGUUAAGUUUCAACUAAUUUGUUUAAAUUCAUGUAUCAGAUAAUCCUUUAAUGUCAGUUUUGUAAUUACUGUUUGUUCUCUAGUGCAUAAAUGUACAAACUUUCAUUUCGACCUGAGUAUCUAGCAACUCAAAUGGGACGUUACUGGGAAUUGUUGAGAGCCAUUUCCCUUGCCCUUCAACAAAGAGGAGACGCUGCUGUUGGGCAUCAGCCUUCAUUUUGGGCAUCGGAGCACGCUCGGAAAGUCCCUUUCAAAGUGUUUUGAUCUCCUCCUACUUCAGUGUCUUCAUUUCAGCCCAUAAUUACUACAGACAUCUACUGACUUUUCCUUCCCCACGCUUUCUACGACUUGGCGAUUAAUUUCUAUAGUUUCUGCUCUCCACUCUAGAUCUCGUUCUUUUCCGCCACCUGCUUAUGAAGAACAGUGCAAAAAUGUAUAGAUGCUGUUAGAAAACACUCCCCUUGAGGUAACAACUGGAUCUAUGGGGAGACAGGUAAAAAUCUCUUGGAAAAAGAAAUAGCAGCUAACAUUUACUGUGUGCCAGGUGCUGUUCUCUCUAAUCAGAUUGGUUUUGUAAUGAAACUUGGAUAGAAUCCCCAUUUCCUAACAGAGGAGUGAGUAGGUGAAACUAGAUACUGAGAUGUUACAUGAAAAGAUAAAGUGUUUAUUAGUGAUAGAAACUAGGAAUGCUGGAAUACAUACCCUCUCUGAUUUGUACCCAGCAUUUUACACUGAUUUGUUAAGUAAUGAUGAAUCCUUAAUUUGCCCUUUCUUAACUUCUUUUUUAACAAGCACUUUCUACACAUAGGCUUUUAAAAGGUUAAAAAGGCAUUUAAAAGGAGGUUUAACUAGUUGUAUAUAUUCCACUUACCUUGGUUUCUUGACUUUCAUUUAGUGAAGGUGAGCUCUGUGCACUCAGAUCCUGGCUUUCUGAAGGAAGCUCAGCAGGACUUUCAGCAGCACAGUGCUGACCACCACCGAAGUCAUUAGGGUAUUCUUUCAAAAGCAAGUCCUGUCCUUCAACAUUUUUACUGUAGGCUCUAGCAAGAAAAUCAAGAAAAUAGUUAAUUGUUGCUUCUUCAGUUCUUAACAUUUUAUGAACAACCCCAAGUUAUCACUAAGUCUAUUUAACUUGGUAGCUUGAAACAGUCCUGCCCAGAUUUUAAAAAAUUCAUCUGCUGAUCUUCCUGUUAUCUCAAAGAUUUAAACAGUAUUUUAGAAAUAAUAUUUUUUGAAUUUGCCAAAUUAUAAUAGUGGAUUUGAGUUUUGGUGGGGUUUGUUAUUACUGUUAUUUUGUUUUUAAAUGAGAAAGGACAGUUACUUGAUCUCUACAGUCUUUCUGAGUUCCCAGAGUAUUCUAUAUUAUGAUGUCAUCCAAGUAGGACUCAAUUCACAUUUUCCUCUUUACUUCUGGAAAGUUCUAUCUCUGGAAUGUGGAGAAAGAUGAGAAAUGAGUCUCAUGUGUGUUAAGACAGCUCUUGGAAUAAGGAUCUAGAACAAAUCUGGGUAUUUUGAGACCUAAACAGAGAAAUGAGUUUUAAAAAUACAGCUGAAGGGGUGUCUGGCUGGCUUAAUGGGUAUUGCCUGCAACUCUUGAUCUCUGGGUUGUGAGUUCUAGCCCCACGUUGGAUGUGGGGUGAAUACUUAAAAGUAAAAUCUUAAAAAAAAAAAAAAAAAAAUGCAAAAAAAAUACAGCUGACCCUUAAAAUAACACAGGGGUUAGCACCAAAUCCCCUAUGCAGUCAAAAAUUCGCAUGUAACUUUAGACUCCCCCAAAAACUUACUUAACUACUAAUAGCCUACUGUUCACCAGGAAGCCUUACCGAUAAUAUAAACAAUCGAUUCACACAUUUUGUAUAUGUAUUAUAUACUGUAUUCUUAGAAUAAAGUAAGCUAGGAAAAAGGAAAUGUUAUUAAAACCGUAAGAGAAAAUACAUUUAUAGGACUGUCCUGUAAAAAUUCUCUGUAUAAGUGGACCCAUAUAGUUCAAAUCUGUGUUCAAGGUCAGCUUACUAAGCAAAUGAGAGAUGCCCCCACAUUAAAUCUAGCGGACUACCAGACUUGAACACGAUCUUGCUUUGUGAGUUCUGGCUAUAUUAAAACACAAUCCAUUGUAAAUAUAAAAUACCAUGGACUUUCUCAAAUAUAUAAUUACUAAUUAUGUUUUUAGGAUUUAAUUUCCUUUCCCCCAAAGUCAUAUUUUUGAAGUAUUUUAGACCAUCUGCUUUUUAGACUAGACAGGUUUCUUGAGCAAAAUUUUUUUAAGAACAACAUGUUUUUUAAGUGGUUCUGUUAAAAUAGAUCACCCGGAUUCUAAUUCCUAGCAUUAGGGCUGCUGUUAAAGUGUACUGAAAUGGCCUACAUUUUCACAUCAUUUGCUGAGUUAAAUCUAUUCCUCAGAUUGACAGUAAGCAAUAGGAAGUAGUGGAGAAAAAUAGAGAAAUGCAUUUCAUCAGUCAUAGACAAAAUCUAUUUGGAAUGUACUCAAUAAAUGCCAUGUUUCACUUCUAGUGCACAAAUAACUGAUGUUCUGUAGUACAUUUUCUUCCUUUUUAGGGGUCUCUCUCAUUACUCAUGCAGAAUUUUUGUUGAUUCUUCAUGGAUUUCAUGGUUUGGGCUUUUAAAUUGUUAACACCUGCCUGCUGUUUCUUCUGUGCCACUUGCUUUGCUCCCAUAGUGACCAUCUGGCUUGCUCUCUCUCUUCAUAUUUUUUGUGUCUUAGGGAGAAGACUUCAUCAGAAAGAUCUUCUACCUGGAAUUAGAAAUAAAGUUUUUCUUUUAUCAGAAACAUUUUGAAAUAUGAGAACAGGUGUCAAACAAUUCCUCAUCAAGAGAAUAUAGGAAGAAAAUUCUAAAAUAAAUCUAAAUUGAGAGAACAAGUAUUAUGAGAUGAGCUUCAAAUUCCAAAAUAGAGGGAUUAACUUUUUUUUUUCUUCCCUCUUUUACAACUUUUUUCCUAUUGGGUCAUAUUUGAAGACUUACCUAUAUUACAGAUAGGUUCACAGUGCUUUGCAUAAAAAAUUCUCUUAAUGCUUAAUUCAUUCAAAGAUUUAUAUUGAUUGCCCUUUACUGUUCUAGGAAUGUUAAUAUCAAAGCAAAGUGAAACUGAGAAAAAUGAAAAUUAACUAAUGACUUAAUCUGGAGUUCUAAGACUUUGGUGGUACUGGUUUAAGAAUUUGGGUUUCCUGGCUAGGAUCAUUCUAAACUAGGGAAAAGCACAUUAAAAGAGGGGAGGGCAUUAAAAAGUUAAUUUUGAUAGUUGAAAAACAGUGGGCCUAGAAAGAUUAUGACACAAAAUGUCUUACAUAAUAGUGCUUCUACAGAACAUCACUUUCAAAUUAGUUUGGUUAUAUAGUAUUUUUCCCUGAAAUUGUUCUUGUCUUAAUGUAAGUUUUACCCAUACAGGCUCAUAGUCCCUUUCCUGCAUUCUAAAACUCUGAAACAACAAGUGUUCUUAAUUCAUUCAGUGACAUAGCCUGAUGGCCAAAUUCUAGAACUGUUUUCUAUAGAAACAUUAAUAUUUGAUUAUGAGAACUAUCCUAGACUCCCUCUAUGUCUUAUGUGAUGGACCCAUCACAUUCACAUUACUUUCUCAAGUCCAAAGGUUUCCCAAUUCAAAAGCCGUUUGUUCCCAACGUUUUGAAUGUGGCACUGUAGACUUGAAUAUUAAAACUAAAUCUCUUCAUGCAGAAAAACAUGACUAAUACUGGGAAUGAAUAUAGAUACUCAUGUAAAUUCAGUAUUUCAACAAUUCAUGUAAGCAAAAGAUUUGUAUUUUCUUUAUUACAUUUCUUUAUAGAUUACUGUCUUUGCAAAUUUGCACAAAAACAUUUUUCUAAUGAAACUAAUAUCCUUAAUGAAGAAUUUUGUUUUCAUAAGUGAAAAGAAAAAAAUCAGUGCAUGUUAAGGGGCUUAUGUUUCCCUUUAGUUCCUCAAACACCAAAUUAAGCGGGCUUCAUAAUAUAUAAAGUGCAAUUGUCCAUAAGUGAAAGGCAACUUACCUCCUCUUCACCUACAUGAUAUUCAUCCAAAGGCUGAAGAACAGCCAUCCUCCAGCUGUUGAAGAUACAAACCAAUUUCAGCUUUUAACUAAGUGUAGCAAUUUUAUUCUCUAAGCACACACAGCUAAUGCAGUAAUGUUUUCUUUCCUUGGGGCUUCCAUUAAUUCAAAUGGUUGUAUUUUCAUACUUCUUUUUAAAACAGAACAAUUUGUGUUAUGAAAAAAAGACGAGAAGGUGAGACUUUACUUUUGGCCUUAGAGUAAACGGUCUCCUCUGCAUAGCUGCAUUCUGUACCUAAGAAUGUACCAAUUUUGAAUUAAGUCAGUAGAUGCUGAUAAAAUGGCUUGGCAGGGAGGGAGGGGGGAGAGCAUGGCCUCUCAGGUUUAACUACUGGAUCACAGAAUUCCUCUGUAUUUAAACAACCAACCCAACCAGCCAGCUCCAGCCUUCCAAAGUAGAUUGAAAAACAUCAUUGCUGCAGAACAUCGUAAGCACAAAUGUUACUCCUUACUUUUAUGUAGAAGAUCUCAAUAGAUUCUCUGUAGGAUUUCUCAUAAUACCUCCUACAGUAUUAAGAGUUCUUAAUACCUCAAAGUAAUUAGAAAUAAGAUUUGAAAUCAGAAUAGAGAUGGGUAGGAAUUACUGUAGUUGUCACUGAGCUUUUAUCUGUUUCCAACCUCUUCUACCUACUUCCUGGUACCAGAUUCACGUUCUUAAAAAAAUGUUUUUCAUCGUUGCUUAAAAAAACAAAAACUUUGAAUAACUUCACUGCCAGUAGGAAGCAGAUCUCUGUAUGGCAUUCUGGGACCUCUAGAAUCUGGUUCUAAUUCCUUUUCUAGCCAUAACUUUAUCACCCUACACAAAAAUCUCUCUCAGGCGUAGCGUGUGCCUUUGUUGUGGUUUCCCCUGUGUGAAUAAACUGUUCUUUCUCCCUCCUUCAUGAGGUCUUCCCACAUCUCCCUACUAAUCUAUUUAUUGCUGACUUGGCAACAACACAUCAAAUUCUUAUUUUUGUUGUUACAAGUGUUACGGUCUUAUAAUGUGACUAUUCCUUGCAAAGGUAGUUGCUUUCUUUGAACACUUUGCAGCCUUGUGCAAAACUCCAUUUUAAAGAGCAAGGAUUAUUUGUUACUGAUUUACAUCCCUAAGUACCUUUUUGUGCUCUCUCUCUCUCUCUCUCUCUCUAUAUAUAUAUCCAUACACACAUAAGAGAUAACUAAAUAUCACUGUAUAAAAGACUAAGAUUGCAGAGUAAGUCAGUUUUAGGAAUUCUCAGUUCGUAGUAAAAGUUGACAACUAAAGUGAUAAUAUAUGGCACUUUUUUUCAGCAUGAGUAAGGUUUCUUUCACCAUUUUUCCUCCAUGGAGUGGAAGAAGGGAGAGAGGAGCAUCUUCCUUUAAUUAAUUAAAAUUUUAACUUCACUCUGAAAAUUUAAGUUUCUUCAAGAAAAAGAAGGAAGAGCAAAUAAAAAGAUGUAAGUAUACAUACCUUGGAGUAAGUAUUUCCUUAUAUUGGAGUUUCUCUAACUUAGCUGGGGCAACUAAUGACAUGGGAAUCACAAUAUUAUCUAUGUCAUAAGAGCUCUCACUUCUCAGUCUCCGUCGUGCAGUAUUCUGCAAAGGAGGAUCAUAGCAGUUUUACCACAAUAUCUAGUUACCUGCGAUGCUGCCCUCCUCUCCUGAGGCCUACUCUACAUGUUUUAUAACUAUGUUGUGAUAGGCCUGACCAUAAAAUGUUAGGAAAUAACAGGAAAGCUGCCUAUCUCCUGUAAAACAACACAACCCCUUCUAGCAGGUAUGCAGUAUACAUUUCUGUGUGCAUACCUAUAAGCCUAUUUUUAAGACCAUAAAAAACAUGAAUGCCUUAAGUUGCAAAACUCUUACCAAAGGUUACCAUAAAGCACCCUAAAUGUCAAGAAAAUGAUCAUUUAACAAACACACUUCCUUAUUAGGAAAGACUAUGAAAAUAUUUGGUGUGACAUUUAGUAAAGAUCAUUUUUAUACUCUUCAUUUAUGUGUUCCUGGUCCCUGAGCUUUACAGUUUUUUCUAAACCCUUUUACCUUUUAACCUCUCUUCUCUGGCCAGAUGACAAAAUAGUAAGAACAACACGAGUGCUGGAUUCUUAUUAAGCUUCCUGGUAAGGAGUAGGAAUGGUUAUGAUAGUUUUUCACACAGAGAAAAAAAAAGCCAUAAUCAAAGGAUUACUGAGUUAUUAGCUCACUAGUAAAAAAAGUUUAGUCAGAUUUAUUGAUACCUAAUAAGAUACUACUAAAUAAGCCAGUAUGUGCUGGUAAAGUAAGGCUGUUUAUAGAUUUUGCAAGUUUUUUUAUCAGCCAGUUUUAAGUCUAUAAAGCAAUUUUAGAGUUCAGUAUGCAAAAAAACCUACUUGUGAUGAUGAAUUCUGGGUUCUUGAUACAACAUUGACAUUAGUAACAGCAGUAAAAUUGCUAUGGGAUCCUGGUUCUGUGCGUUGAAAAGCAAAUUCUUCAAAUCUAGUUCUUUCUCCUGCCAUGGAAAGAACCGUUGAGAAUGUCAUACAUCAAACAGGACUGAUAGGUAUUAAAGUUACUUUCCUACUUAGGUAACAUGAUUCCCUAUCUGUUUAAUUUUUUUCUUUUUAAAAUUUAUGUAUCAAAAAAUUAAGGAAAUUAAAAGAAAAUCUUACCCAUAGUUCUGUCACAAUUAUUUCCAUUUUCAGGGGUCCUGGCAAGUUUUUAUACAGUACAUCUCAUCCCCUCUCUUUACUCUGUUCAUGUUUUAUUUGGAUGUUAACCUCCAAAGACUUAAUCCCCUUAAUUUUCUCUAUUUUCUCAUUUUCUUAUAUCUUUGACUUUUUGUUCUAAUUUCUGGGAGAUUUCCUUAACUUGAUCUUCUGACCCAUUCUACUUAAGACUUUUUCUACUAAGUCAUUGGUCUGUCACUCAUUUAUACUAUCCUAUUCUUAUUUCAUGGAUGGAAUUUCUCUUUUUCUCUCAAGAUCUUGAUUAGAACUUUGCUACUAUUCUUGGUAUUUUCUGUGUUUCUUCCAUGUUUCCUUUUUCCAUUUGUUUUGAUUCCCUAUUUGUGAAUAUAUAUUUAUUCACUUAUUUACCACUCUUAUUUUACUUCUGAUCUUAGAAAGUAUUUUCCUGUGUAGUGUAAAAUCUAAUACCCAGUCCAUAUUUACAUUUUUCUAGUUGUUAAAAAAUGUCCUUUAUGGUUAGUAGUUUCUUCAAAUCAGGAUCCAUAUACUGAAACUGGUUAUUGUCUUUUAGGUUUCUUGCAGUCUGGAAGUUUGUUUUUCAUGACAUAUGUUAAGGUGUUCUGCACUCUAGGGAGCUAUCUAGUUACUUCUCUGUAGUAUAGGAUCUUGUUCUCUUUCUGUAUUUCUGUCAAACUUGAAGUUCGAUCAAUUCAAGUGAAACAUUUUGUAUCUUAGGUAAUGUGAAUUUCAUAAUGGAUCUUAUUAAGAGAUACAAGUUUUCCUGUGUGUUGAUAGACAAUCCUCAACUUACAAUGGUUCAACUUGGGAUUUUUCAACUUUAUGAUGGCCCAAAAGUGACAGGCAUUUAGUAGAAAUCGUACCUUGAGUUUUGGCCUUUUUCUGGGCUAGCAGUAUGCAGUAGGAUACUCGUGUUGGGCAGCAGCAACAAGCCACAGCUCCCAGUCAACCAUGUGAUCGCAAAGAUAAACAAUCGAUACACUUAACAACCAUUUUCUACCCAUACAACCAUUCUAUACUGUUUCAGUACAGUAUUCAAUAAAUUACAUGAGACAUUCAACACUUUAUUUUAAAAUAGGCUUUGUGUUAGAUGAUUUUGCCCAGCUUAGGUUAAUAUAAGUGUUCCUAGCACAUUUGAGGCUAAGCUGUGGGGUUUGGUAGGUUAGCGUAUUAAAUACUUUUUUGACUCAAGAUUAUCAUGGGUUUAUUGGGAUGUCACCCUGUCGUAAGUUAAGAGAGGAAGAUCUGUGUGUGUAUGUAAGUUCUUCAAAAGCUAAGGUGACUCUUGGUUAUCUUUAAGAUUGAGGUACUAAAAAGCACAAUUAUAUCUCUGGUGGUGGCUAGGAGUUUAAUUUUGUGCCACACUAGCUCAUCAGGUAGUGAUGAUCAGGUAGUGAGUUGGGCUGAUAUGGUGGCAUUUCUAGAGAGAGUAGUGAUAAACGUGUUAAAUCCAUUAAGUAUAAUUACAGUCCAAUACAUCUUGAAUGUUUUAAAUUAUUGGGUAUAUUGACAUAAUACAUCUGGGGAAUAAUUGACUAAUGUAAAUAGUGUUCUGUCCACUGGAACAAUGAACAAGAACCAAAACAUAAACAAUUUGCCAUUUAAAAUGCAUAUUUUCUGGUAAGUUUUUUAAUCGUUAUUUGCAAUAACUCUGGAAACCGAUAGUCCCAAAUCCCCACAACAAACCCCACUUUGUAUUACUAGAAGAGUUCUAGUUUCAAAGAUGUCUGUUGAUCAUCUUGGAACUUUAAGUUCCUAAGGGAAAUUGAACUAGUUGGUUGAGUUACGUUAGGUGAAUCUCAUCCAAUUUCUCAAAAUUCUAAGGAAGCUUCACUGAACUGACACCUCCACGUAAGUACCAGAAAUGGUUGUAAGGCACCUCUAUAUGGGCAUAUUUUGAGUCCAGAACACAGCAUUGGCUUAAGUUCUGUCCAGGAGGACAGUCCAUAGAAGAUAACUGAAGUUAGGGAAUAUAAGAAGGAAAUCUUUAAUUGCCAUCAAGCAGAUGGAUGCCCAGUCCACAAACAGUCCUGAAUUGACUACGUGAAUAUGCUGUUUAACAUUCAUAGGACCAUGGAUAUUUUGUAUAAUAGGGACUAUUCUGGAUUAUAAAUUUCCAUGAAGCAGAGGUUCUUUGAAGAUCAGUUUAUUUUCACUUUUUAGUACUAGUGCUCAUAUGCUCAUUUAACCUACCUAAUGCUGUUUCACUCAAGUGUCUUUUCUUUCUUCCCUGGAACAGCUGUGCAGAAGAUUCUGACCUUAUUUGAGGCUUGCAUGUAGGAGAAUAUCCAUUUCUCCACUGAUUCAGAGAAGUAUUAUGUACUAAAACAAAUAGAAAGGAAAUGUGAAGUUUUCCUUAACACAUAAUGAACAUGUUAAUUUGUUUUUACUUACAACAUUGCAGAACAUUAAUUCACCAGUUCAAAAUUACAUACAAUGAGAGAAAUACUUACAUAUCAAAAUGGAAUGCUCCUAAACUGAAAAUACCCCAAUAAGAUUCCUUAAAAACAUCUUCAAGAAGUGCCCAUUUUCCUAUAGUUGCUCCAUUACUUGAAGGGGAUGAAAAGAAAAGGUUACCUGUUCUCAAAGUCUUCUAAAUUACAAAAUCUUAGGAAGUUGUUUCAGGUUUGUAAAUCUUGGCUGAAUAUGAUCUGAAUCCCUAAGUUAGCUCCCCACUCGCCCUUAAAUCUGAAAGUAAUUCAGGAUCAAGUAAGAGUCUAUAAAAUCACAAUAGGGACUUCUUGAGAGCAAGAACCAGAUUUCAUCAAACUGACAGUACCCAGCACCAUUCUUACACUUUAAAAGCACUGAAUUCUCUCAAACUUUUAGGUCACUUAGUAUCUCUGCCUCAGUUGCCUCAUCUGUAAAACGGAUAAGAGCAGCUAUCAUGGGCUUAUGAGGAUUAAAUGAGUUCAUCCCUGUAAUAGUCAUUAGAAGGAUAUCUGACAUAAGUAUUCAAUAAAUUAGUUUCAUCAUGAUUAUUAUUGACUAUCUGAACCCCGUAUUUCCAGUACUGGCUUAGUAACCAAAUUGGCUUCUUUUUUGAAGGGUUUGGAGAUGAAAAAGAAAUGUAGGCUGAAGUGCCAAUUUCUCACCAACACUGAGGGGGAAAAAAAGGAUGGUCUACUAACAGUAACUGGGAUUCUGAUUUCAAGAUGACAAAACACCCGAAAAAUAAUAGACAAAAGGCUUAUACACAGACAUAUGCAAAGAUCUGCACAUAUACAUCCACAUUAGCAAGCAAUAAAAGGGAACUUGUAAGUAAAGCAGAAUUUGUGAGGAAUCUCUGAAAGACUGAUACCAUAGGGAAUUGGAAGAGCAAACAGUGCAAAAGCACAUGGGAAAGUGCUGCCACAAAAAUAGGAUCAUCAAAGGUGCUCUAGACCCGGAGGGAAGGGAAAUGGUGCAGGACAAUUACCUAGAUUCUGAUAGGAUGAUUACACAUGCCAGCUUCUCAGCCAGUCUUUGAGAUUAUCUGCCUUAAUAGGUAACAAUCUGAGUCUUGGGACAGAGCAAUGGAUGGGUAGACAAAGCAAUGCCCAAGUGCCUCAUUUUGAAAUAUGUCCUGCCCAUCCCUAACUGCUUCUGAAAAUAGUACUGAGUGCAAAUUUCUACCCUAUCCAUGAGAAAAGGAUCUCCUAAAUAACAGUGGCAGAACAGUCUUAAUAGUGAAUAUCAACUUUAAAGGUGAGAACUCAAAGCUCCAAAAAUCUGAGUAUCAACACCAUAAAAAAUGAAGUACAAAUGAACCAUCUCAAAAAACUGGAUUCACAGAAUACAAGUAAGUCUUAAAAACAGUGCCGAAAGAAACAGGCAAAAGGUUCCUUUAGAGAGACCUCAGAAAUGGAAAAUAAAAUUGUUCAUAUUUAGGGGCGCCUGGGUGGCUCAGUCGUUAAGCGUCUGCCUUCGGCUCAGGUCAUGAUCUCAGGGUCCUGGGAUCGAGCCCCGCAUCAGGCUCCCUGCUCCAUGGGAAGCCUGCUUCUCCCUCUCCCACUCCCCCUGCUUGUGUUCCCUAUCUCGCUGUGUCUGUCUCUGUCAAAUAAAUAAAAUCUAAAAAAAAAAAAAAAUUGUUCAUAUUUAAAAACAACCAUCAAUAAUUGGGCUAAGUAACAGAAUGGACAUGGCUGAACAUGACAAUCAGUGGGUUGGCAGAGGAAUUGUACAACUCAAACAGUGGUCGAAAAUAUGGGGGGAGAGAAGGGCAAACCAAAAUGGGGCAACAGAACAGAAUGCAAGGCAAUGUUGAAAUGAUAGACAAAAAUUUUUCCAUAAGAUUUCAAUAACUCAUUUGAGUGUCAAGUGGGGAAAAGAAAUCUGAAUCAUACAUCACAACAAAGAUAUCCUAAAAGUUACCAGAAAAGGGGAUAAAAGGAUUGCUGCAAAGUAAUGAAGAUCAAAUUGACAAAGCAAAACUAGCUGCUGGAAAACAGAACAGUGACUUUAAGGAACUCAGGGAGGUAUUGAGUGCCCAACUCUGUUUCAGCUCUGGUCGUGAUCUCAGGUUGUGAGAUCAGCACAGAGUCUGCUUGGGACUCUCCCUUUCCCUUUGCCUCUCUUUCUCUCAAAUCUUAAAAAAAGAAAAAAGAGCUCAGGGAAAAUAGAAUUCUAAGAUGGUCCCUAAGAUUUCUUACCUCCCAGAAGAAUGCAGAGAAAGAUGUUAAAUAUAAAUAGAAAACAAAAUGAACUGGCAGUCAUAAUUCCAAACCCCAAGAAAGGGGUAACUAGAAUUGUGAGAGGUUUUAAAGUGUAUAAUAAGCCUCAUACAUGCAGGGGUUCCAAUAAUGUCCUCUCUUUUGUUUUAGUGGAAACAUUUCUGGAGUAUUUUAAAACAUUCCAGUCAAUUCGCUCUUCUCUUCUAAAAGCAAGUCACCACCUUUCUUGUUUUCUAAAAGCAAAUACUUUUUUGAAGAAACUUCAACCUUCCCUAAGGUGGUACUUUUUACUGAAUUUUACUUGAGUUUUCUUUAUGCUUAUUUUUCCAUAGUAUCUUGUAAGGUUGCAACGGACUCUUGAAACCGUAGGAAAUACAUGACAACUCAAGAUCAAACUACACAUUCUCUACCUCCUCAUAACCCUCUGAGCCUUUCAGUUCUUGCUCUCCAAAAUCCUCUCCCAGAUUCUAUCCUAAAACACACCUUGACACGGUAUCUCUCCUAUCUCCUGCCUUCCCUUUCUUCCCUUUCAUUUAUUCAUUAACUUCAGAGAGAGCUAAUUACACACCAGGCACCGUGUUAGGCCCUGGGAACACUGGUGAGCACAGUCAUGAUCCUUGCCGCUAAUGGAGUUGAUAGACAUUAUCUCAACUGCUACCAACGCGUAACAGAAAAGAGAAGUACUAUUUAGAGAAGUUAGUGGGAGUAUAUAACAGCUCUAGGAAAAGUACCCAGGCAAAGUGAUAGAUUUCAAAGAUGAACAGAAAUCGCUGAUGGCAAGGGGAAGGAAGAGAGAAUGGUACGUACAAAGGCCCAAAGCAACAGGGAGCCAGAUAAAUUUGACAAUGGAACAGCAGUUAGUAUAGAGUAAGGAAGUAUAGUGAAAAAGAACCACGAACAGGUAGGAGUCAUCCUAGGUACGUAGGGCUUUAGCGGUCUCCUAUAAUAUUCCCUCUGUCACACAUUUUAAGGAAUGGGGGUGGGGAACAGGUGUGACGUAGGCAGGUUUACAUUUUCCAAAGAUCACUAGCUACAGGGAUUGGAGGGAAAUAAUUGAUUAGGCUAUUUCAGUAUCGAUAAGGGAUCAUUAGAUUGGCCUCUGAAAGUGGUAGAAAUGAAGACAGGAGCAUGUUUGAAACAAAUGAGUUAAGAUCAUACUGAUAAUGGGUUUAGAUACGAAGAAGUGUAGGUGGAGAAGCCUGAGCCCUAGGUUUUGGCUUGCUUGUGUGGGUUGUGGUGCCACUGUUCCUCUCUCAUCUGUCCACUCUAAAAAAUAAACUUCAUUUUGACAUAAUUUCAGACUAACCGAAAGCUUGCAAUAGUAAAAAGAAGUCCCAUAUACCCUUUAUUCAGAUUCCACAAAUGUUAAGUUUAUCUUAUUUGUUUUGUUUUUCUGAACUCCAGUGAGAUUAAGUUGCUGACACAAUGUCCCUGUAAAUUUGUCAACAUGUAUUGUCUUACAUAGCCACACAACUAUCAAAAUCAAAUUUAAUACUAUUAACUAUGGACCAAUUAUUCCUAUAAUCUUUUUUUUUUUAAGGUUUUUAUUUAUUUGAUACAGAAAGAGCACAAGUAGGCAGAGCGGCAGGGAGAGGGAGAAGCAGGCUCCCCACUGAGCAGGGAGCCUGAUGCGGGGCUCGAUCCCAGGACCCUGGGAUCAUGAUCUGAGCUGAAGGCAGACGCUUAACCGCUUAACAGUCGGUUAAGCGGUUAAGAGUCCAUAGUUGUAAAUUUGUUCAUUUUAACCGACUAAGCCACCAGGCGCCCCAUAAUGUUCUUUAUAGAAAAUUCUGUUCAUUCUGCAUUUAGUUGUCAUGUGUCUAAAGUUUUCUUGUAUCUGAAAUAGUUCCACUGUCUUGUCUUUCAUGACUGCAUAUUUUGAUGAGUACAGGCCCUUAGUUGGCUUUGCCUGGUAUUUCCUCAGAAUUGGCAACUAAUCAUUUACUCUUCAAACCACUACAAUUUGUCUUUGCCCUACUUGUUACCUGAGUCAGCUGUGCAUUCUUAAAAUUCUUCUGGACAACAGAGGAUAAAUAAAAGCUCUGUGACAAAGCACACAAACAUCCAUCUACUUACCUUCACACAAUUUACCCUAUAAUACCAGGCAUUUUGUAUAUACUUGAAUACAUCACAGUUUUAUGUCUCCAUGACAAAUCACGUUUGUUUUCAUUUUAAAAUCAAUAUGGGCCAACAGCAUUUGAACCACCUAGGACUUGUUAGAAAUGCAGAAUCAGACCCCAUUCCAGACUUACUGAAUCAGAAACUGCGUUCUAACAACAUCCCUCAAGUAGCUUGUUUGCACGUAAAAGUUUGAGAAACAAUGAUUUGGAACACUUUACUCUUCUUCCUCUAAAUUCCAGUCAAGUAUUUAAAGCCAUACUUGGCAUCACCAUCUUUCUGGAGUUCCUCUUGCCCUCUCCCCAUUACUCUUACCCCUCCCUUCCUCUUGCCUUCCCCUAGGCAGAGUUACAUACUCCCUCUUCUUUUUAGACUCUUUUUAUCAUAUCUGUGGCCACAUCAUUUUAAUAGUUUGUGUGUCUGCUUCCUCUUAUUACAUUAUAAUUUCUUUGAUUCCCUGUGAUUCACUUUUGAGUCUUUAGUCUGCCUAGUACAGAGUAAGUGGUCAAUAAAUGUUGAACUCUAGUUUUAUUUAAUUCUACAGAAAUCACUAACAACAAAUAAUAAUGACCAGUAUUUCAGACAUGGUUACAUAGGAUGAAAUCUAAUUAAUGCUUAAUUAUUUGGGUUGGGAGUGGUAGGGAAAGUAAAUAAGGGCAGAGAGAUUGGGAUACAAUAGAAUGUACUUCAUUGAUUUGCCUAAUAAUAUUGCAGCAUUCAUCUCAAAUAUAUUCUGUUCCGAGCUCUUAAUUCCUCCAUUACUAGCAUGUCAUUACAUUAUUGAUACGUUACUAUUACUUCUGUGCCUAACACAUUUACACUGCCCUUUUUUAAAUUUCAGAUAAAUAACAACAUUAGAAAUAAUAUAAUCACCUAAUCUCACUUACCUAACAGCAUAUAAUUUCAUUUUUGUAUAUUCCUUUUAGUGAAACAAAUGCAUACAUUUCAUAUUCACAUUUCAAAUGUAAUUUCAUUUAAAUAUAUGUACAACUGUAUUUUUCAUAUUUGAUUAAUUCACUCAUUGUUAUUUUUUCAAAUGGUUACCUAACAUUCUUCUGGUUAGAGAUAAUAUCAUUUAACUAUCCCCUAGCUGUUAGAGCUAGUUGUUAUCAUCAUGAUAUUCCUAUUAUGGUUAUUCUUAAAACAAUCACCUUCAUGCAUGCAUUUUUUCUUUUUUUAAAAUUAGUCUCAGUAUAAAUUACAAGUAGACGAAUUGUAUCAUGAAAAAGUAUUUGAACAUAACCCUAUAUUUUCCUGUAUUUCUUCAGUCUUUUUUCCCUAAGCAUAGACAACAGCUCCUUGUCCUUAGUGCUUUCAAUUCUUUAAAAACUUUUUACUGUGGAAAAAUUUCAACAAACACAAAUGAAGAAGAGAAGAAUAAUCUCCCCUAUACCUAUCAUUCAUUAUCAACGAUUACAAACUAGUGACCAAUCUUGUUUCAUCUCCCCAACAUUUUUUUUUUUUUGCUUACCUAUUUUUUUUAAAUUUUUUUUUUAAAGAUUUUAUUUAUUUAUUUGAGAGAGAGAAUGAGAGACAGAGCACGAGAGGGGAGAGGGUCAGAGGGAGAAGUAGACCCCCCGCUGAGCAGGGAGCCCGAUGCGGGACUCGAUCCCGGGACUCCAGGAUCAUGACCUGAGCCGAAGGCAGUCGCUUAACCAACUGAGCCACCCAGGCGCCCUUUUGCUUACCUAUUUUAAAGCAAAUCCCAUCUACAGAUAUGUGAGCUUGAAUUUCUAAGAAACAUAAAGUGUGUGUGUGUGUGUGUGUUUAUAUAACCACAUGCAUUAUUACAUCUAACAAAGUUCAUUAAUAUUCAACAGCCAUGUGUGUUCAAAUUUCAUUAUCUCAAAAAUUGUGUGUAUGUGUACAGCUGAGUUGUUCAAAUCAGGAUCCCCAAAAGACCCACACAUUGCAUUUGGUUGGUAGAAGAAUGAACAUUUUUACAUGGUUAUAAUCAUACCAUACACAGAAGUAAAACAUGUUUGUCCUUUUCUAUUACUUGACAUUCUUUGAUGUUUCCAUCCUUACAUGAACUUUAAAGAUAUUUUUAAAAGUUGCAUGUUCCACUGUGUUAACCAUAUCUCAAUUAUGCUCUUUAAGUUGUUUCUAAUUUUUCAUUAACACAAAUAAUGGUAAAAUGAAUAGAUUUGUAAAUAAAGGUGGUUUUAUAUUAAGCAUUAGGCUAGGUUACCAGAAAUGGAUUUACUGGGUCAAAAUACAGUUAACACUUUAGUAAACAUUUGCACAAGUAAAUAGUUAUUUUUCCUCAAUGAGCUUAUUUAAAGAAUACAUAGUUUAAAGGCAUUGUAAUUAAUUUCACAGUACUUCCCAAAAGGUCUGUAUUCUUAAUGCUAUCUAAAAUAUUUGAGGGUCCUCUUUUUACUAUACACAUCUUGCCAGAAUUGAUGAUUAUAACAUUUAAAUGUCCUAAUGUAAUCAGAAAAAAUAGUAAAUAUUUAGCAGAGUGUCUACACAUAAGCACUCAGUAAAUGUUACUUAAGAUUAUCAUUUUCAUUAUCAUCAUCAUUAAAUACAUCAGUUUUUUUCUUCUAAUUCUUUUAAGACAGCACUUUUAACAUUUAACUCUUUAAUCCAUCUGGAAUGUAUUUAAAAUAAAUUUAAGAUGGAUGAACAUUAAUGUGCUGUAUGAGGUAGAGAUCUCUUUUUUUCCCCAAAAAGUCAUUGUUUAAUCCACUGAUUUUAGAAGAAACUUAGUUGUUUAAAACAUGGACUCUGAGCCAGACUGCUUGGACUUGAAUCCUGACCCUAUCACUACUCAUAUGUGACUUUGGGAAAAUCAGUCAAGGAAGAAAAUCAUUAUACUCACUUUAUAGGGCUGUACAGAUUAAAGCAAUCAACAAAUAUAAAGCCCUUCAACCAGUAGUGGCAUGUAAGGAAUGCUUCAUAAGAAUUAUUGUUAUUACUUAUUGAUGAGGCCAUCCUUCCCACACUGAUAGGAAAAACCACCUUUUUAUCAUAUAAUGGACAGUUGGGACUGUCUCUAGGAUAUUUAGUUUCCUAGAUCUGACUUCCAUCAAUACCACAAUAAAAUAAUGAUUAUAGCUUUACAAUUUUGCUACCUGGCACCUCCUUCUUACUGAUCGUUUAAAAAUUUUAUUAGCUAUUCAACAUUUAUUCUCUCAGAUAAACUUCAGAAUAACUUUGUUCCAAAAGAAAAGAAUACCAGAAUGCCUGGGUGGCUCAGUCGGUUAAGCGUCUGCCUUUGGCUCAGGUCAUGAUCCCAGGGUCCUGGGAUCGAGCCCCACAUCAGGCUCCCUGCUCAGCGGGAGGCCUGCUUCUCUCUCUCCCUCUCCCUCUGCUUGUGUUCCCUCUCUCGCUGUGUCUCUCUAGUCAAAUAAAUAAAGUCUUAAAAAAAAAAAAGAGUUACAUUAUAAAUUAAGCUGGGGAAAAAUAACAUCUUAAGUUCCAAUACUGUCUUUUUUUUUUUUUUUUUUUAAAGUGGGCUCCCUGCUGGGUGUGGAGCCCAAUGUGGGGCUUGAACUCAUGACCCUGAGAUCAAGACUUGAGCUGAGAUCAAGAGCUGGACACUUGACUGAGCUACCCAGGCACCUCAGACAAUACUGUCUUCUGAUAGGAACAGGGUUAUUUCUCUCUAUAGGCACAUAUUCUUGUGUUCCUUAGUAAACUUUUUAAGUUUUCUUCAUGUAGGUCCUUACUAAGUUUAAUUAAUCCUAGAUAUUUUAUAUUUUCAGUCAGUGUGUCUAGUAUAAUUCUUUUACAUAUUCUAACUGGUUAUUACUGGUAUUUAUAAAGGCUGAUUUUUAUAAAUUUAUUUUAAAAUCUACUUUUUAGAACUCCAAUUCUAACAGGCAUUGAGUUGAUUCUUGAGUUUUUGAGGUAGAUGAUUAUUUCAUCUGGAAGUAAUUUUUCUUAGUUUGUAUGACUUUUUUGAUAUUAAGAAGAUUUUCGCUUUAUAGACAGUCAAAACAUGUUGAUGUUUUUCUUCUGAUUGUUUCCAAACACAAUGUCCCCGCCCCCAUUCAUAAUACUCAUAACUAUUUCAUUAUAAUUCUUCUAGUUUUAUUUUGUAAUUUUAGUGUUUUAAUUCUUCAAAUUCUUGGAACCAACUACAAUUUAUUCUAAUACAUGGUAUGAAACAAGUAUGUAAACAAAAUUUCCCCCAAAAGACUAACAGUACUAACAAUACUAUUUAUUGAAUAGUUCUCCAUGUUCUCAUUGAUUUACAAUUCUUCCCUUAUAUAAUAAAGUAUAAGCUAUAUAGUCUGCUUCAUGGAUUUACUUUCCUAAAUGUAUACAAAAUCUAUGCUAAUAACUAUUACAGAUUUUUGUUAUGUUUCCAUGUGCGGCUAGGACAGAUUGUCUUAAUACUUUUUCCAGCAGUUAGUUUUGUAUUUUCCCAUUUAUUCUUCCCAAUGGGCUUUACAAUUAUUUUGUUAAGUUAACCAAAUUCUUUUAGAACUUCAAGUUACAUUGCAUUAAACAUAUAAACCAAUAGGAAGAAUUGAUAUCCUUAUUAAUCCUAUCAUCUAGGAAUGCUGUAUUCUCCAUGUGUAUUUAGAUUUCCUUUUAUAUUUAUCAAUGAUAUUUCAUAAUUUUCAUUCUAUAAGUAUCACCUUUCUUGUUAGGAUCACUCCUGUGUAUUUUCUACAUGUGUGUGUAUAUGUGUGAUUUAUAAAAAGUGAGUAUUAAAAAUUAAGGAUUUACAUCUUGUUCCUUUGUUAAAUUUUAUUUCCUUAGAAAGCAAAAACAGUAUCUGAAAGAUGAAAAAGGCAUAUAAAGUAUAAGAUUUGUAAAUGACAUACCAGGUGAUGGAGAUAUGACACAGUCUCCUAUAAAUUUAUUUUCAGCAAGAUCUCCUUUUAUUUCAGUCUUUUUAAACAGUGUUUCAAAGUGAAAAUGAAGAGGCACAUCUGGAAAAAUAAAGUAAAAAAAAGUACUUUUAGUGAAUAUCAUUUUUUAUAGAUUCUAAUACUAAGAUUGCUUUCUUUCUCUAAGUAGCACAUAAGCUUAGAAAAAUAAGCAAAAACUUGAAAUGUUACAACUAUCAGAAGUGGCAAAGUACUCUCUCCAAGCAUACAGACAGCAGUGAUUAUAUGCACUAAAUAAACAAAAACUCUAAUGAUGAAUAAGUUCAUAAACCAAAAUAAUAGAUAAGAUGAUCAAAAUUGUAAGUAUUAGUAAGUACUAUUCCCAGAUAAAACAAAUGUAUCCAAAGGUCUUGAAUAAAACAUACAGCCAAACCUAGCUGACUUAUUCAUUCCACCCCACCCCCACAAACUUUACAUUUGAAAUAAUGAGGUUUCUGAAAGAUAUGUUUUAAUUACCUGAGGGAAAACCAUUAUAAUUCAGAUGCUACCUUUGAUGAAAACACCAAGUUUCACAUUCCCUUAGUUUACUAGUAUUAUGAAUCACAGAAUAUACUUUUACAAAGAUUAAAACACAUUUACAGACUAGCUCUCUUCCUUUAAAUAGACUGAGAUGUCAAUUCACUAUAUUUAUAUUCUAUAUUCUCACAACCAAAAGAGGAGCUAAAUAAUAAAGUAGAUGUGCUUCACAUUUAUUAAAGUUUUUUCCUCAAUCAAGAAUGCAAAAACAAAACCAUCUUCAGAAGUAUUUAAUAGAGACACCUAAACUUCUUCCUAAGAAACAAAGAAAUAUUUUAUAAAGUAGUUGAUGUAUUGAAAGUUUUGCUACUGAAAAAAAACUAAUUAUGAACACAUAAAUCAGAACAGACCCAUAACGGGUCUGGAUUUUAACCAAAAAAGUAUCUCUCCCUCAAAUGAUAUAUUUUAAUAACAGAUCCAUACUCAAGUGUGGAAAAAUACACUUAAAAAAAAAAAAAGUUCAUGAGUUUCAACAUGGAGUCUAUCCCAAAGGGACAGAACAGAGGUAGGAAAGAUUAGUCCUAACACUAUAUACUAUGAUCAUACAAAAACUAUAAAAUGAAACUAAGAUUACAAAUUAAAUAUGUUAUUUAAGCAUUUCAGGAAUCCAGUAUUUUCCAGUUGCCAAAACUUUUAUAAGUUUAUUUCUCCAAAGAAAUACCACUUACUUUUAUAAAGAAAAUAUCACCUAUUCUACCACUGUUCCUCAUGAGUUGUGAGAAAACAUGACAUAACUAGGGAAGGCCCUUGUUCCACCCAUAUACCUUCCUUAGUACCCACACCUUUGGGCUUUUAUAAGAAUAUUUCACAACACUUUAAUACACUUAUUAGUUUACAUUUCAGUUGUCUUAAACUAGAAUGCAAGUACUUUGAGGGAUUUAUUUGUAUUUAUACUUUUAGUACCUAGUAAAUAGUAGGUAUUCAGAUUUUUAUUAAAUGAAUGCAAGAAGAAAUGAAUAACCUAAUUAAUAGGUGGGGAAGUUAAUCUUAACUUAUUGGAAGGGACAUAAGAGGAUUGAAUGAAGGAUAAUUAAUGCCAGCUCUCAGGGUUAUAUCAGAGAAACAAAUGUAGCAGGAGAAAACAGAAAGGCAGUGAAGAGUAAAGGUUAGGAGUGUGGCUCUGGAGUAUGACUACCUCACAUCAAAUCCUGCCUCCAUCAUUUACUAGCUGUAUGAUCUUAGAAUAGUAAGCUUCAGUUUUCUUGUAUGUAAGAUAAAGAGGAAAACUGGAAGAAUUAAACAAGAAAAUGUAAUGUGCUUACAGGUAUGCUAAGCCCAAAUGUUAGCUGCAUUACCAUUGUUAUAUUUAUUAUUGUUUCUUUCUAUUAUUAAGCUUUCCUCAAAGAUGGGAACAUAGUUCCUGCCAGGAACUUAAUUCUUUUUUUUUUUUUUUAAGAUUUUAUUUAUUUAUGUGACAGAGAGAGACACAGCGAGAGAGGGAACACAAGCAGGGAGAGUGGGAGAGGGAGAAGCAGGUCUCCCACUGAGCAGGGAGCCCGAUGCGGGGCUCGAUCCCAGGACCCUGGGACCAUGACCUGAGCCGAAGGCAGAUGCUUAACGACUGAGCCACCCAGGCGCCCCCAGGAACUUAAUUCUAAGUAUGGUGUAGCUAAGAAACUACUCAAAAAUUGGUAAGAAAACAAAGAUUCAGGAUUCAGGGCAGGAAUAGGUACAGAAAAUAGUGCUUUACAAAGAGGAGCAGUCCCUGGAUGAUAAAAACCAAAAGCUGAAAAGGAAACAAAAGCCCAUUUGAGAUGUCUUCCCUUAAAGAGAAGAACCUGAGAUAACCAGUGUGAAGACUGUUUCCUUUUUUACCCUAAUAUUUACUUCAGUUCAAUACAGAAACAACUGGAGGGGUGCCUGGCUGGCUCAGAGAGCAUGCAACUCUUGAUCUUGGGGUUUUGAGUUUGAGCCCCCCAUUGGGCAUAGAGAUUACUAAAAACAAACAAACAAAAACCCCCAAAACUUAAAAAAAAAAAAAAGAACAGGAACGGUUCCAACAAAAACCAAGAACUAGAAAGUUAAAGGGAUGUGGGCCUAUACAUGCCUCAUUCACUCAGUUACAGAUUACAGAUUUUCUUGAAGUUCAAAAGAUGACUAUACCUAAAGAUGGGCAAUUUCUUAUCCCAAAGGAACUCAAUGCUGAUUAUAAGCAGAGGAAUAUUAUAUAGCAGAGAAAACUCCAUGCAAAACAACAUAUUAGGAAAGAAAAGGAAUAGGAAAGACUUACUGAGAAACAUUUCAAUGGCAUAGUCACUUUAUCAAUAAAAUUCUAAAUUUUAACACUGAAAAGAUCAAAAGCUAGUUAUUUCCCAAUAUAACUCAAAAUGGUUUCCAAGGAAUUUAAGAAUCAACUUGCAAAAGUAGAAUAUUAACUCACAGGAUUAAUUCCUCUAUGAAAACUGUUUAGUUCUAAUAUCCAGUGGCAAAAUAAUUGAUAAAAUUUUUAUUAGAUUCCUUUUAUCUAUAGGAUUAGACUUCACCACAGAAUAUAUUCACAGUUUACUUAGAAAUUUUUUUAUAAGUAGGCUUACCUGAUGGCAAUGAUAGGACAGAAUGGAAAGAAGAGUCCAAUUCUGAUACAUGUUCUCUUAAUAUCUGAGAUUUUGAAUUGUGUUCACAGCUACUCCAAGUUGAAGCUGAUUGCAAGCAAGGCAUUUGUGUAGUAUUUAAAAAUGUUGUUUCUUUUGAAGGCAAAGUCUGCAAGGAAGAAAAAAAAAGACUUCAUUUUUGCUUAAAAACUGAAUCAGAGAGGAUGUAACAGUUAUAGAGUACAGUAUCUGAAUGGUACUAGAAAGUCCUGGCUUAAUAAAUCACCUUGGAGAAAAAGCUUGAAAAUGACAGAGGGUUUAUGAGAGAAGUUAUUAAAGGCCAUAAAUGUGAUGAGAUUUUACUAAUCCCUUUUCAGUUUUUCAAAAGGAAGAGCAACGUCUGUGAAAAUGGGUCUUUCCCUCACCUUAUGAAAUCACAAUAAAGAGAAAUGAGUUUGAGGAAUGUUGGGUUAAAAGAGAAUAGCUACAUCCCAUAUUGGUGAGAACUGUAAGAGCAGGUGCUAUGUGAAGAUUAAGAAUUGUGCAUACUGUUUUCCUCCUUGCAAUCUGUUACAGUCAGUGAAUGAAAUUUGAAUCUCUGCCUUAAAUUCCAAUGUCAGACAAUAUCUACACUGGAAUUACUGUGAAGUACUAUGAGCAUUGUACAUGUUUACAGUAAGUAAGAUUUAACUUAAUACAUUAAAAAAGAUAUGUAUAAAACACACACUAUAUAUGUUACAUGAGUUUGUGUUUCUGAAAAUAAAGUUAAAAGACUUGAGUCCAGGAAUUUUAAGAAAACCAUGUUGCUAAAUCAAAAAAAAGUUAUGUUACUACAUUAAGAAAUACAUAUUCUGUUUAAAAACUGGAUUUUAAAUUAUUUUUUCUGGUUAUAAAAUUAGUAUACAAAGAAAAGAUCUAUACAAUAGAUAAAAUACUUCAAAAAUUAAGAGAGCUCAUUUGUACUCCUUCCCUCCCCCCUAACCUCUACCUCCUAUAACAACAUUUGGACUCAUUUUCUUUUUUAAUGUAACUGAUAUUUAAAAUGCUUAUAACAACUGAGAUCUUUAGAUGCUAUUUUUAAAUGCUUUUAUUUUAUAAACUCACAUUAGGUUUUGUCAACUGUCUUGAGUUUGAGUUUCCCAGCUAACCUUGGCAUUUUCUGUGUUUCCACAGCACCUUAGGCAUUAUCUAUCUAUAACAAUAGCAUUCACCUAGAUUUCCUCUGGACUACUAUUAGUUCCCUGAAGGUUGGGACUAGAAUUUGCUCAAUCCUGUAUUCCCAGAACCAGACACAGUCUCUGACAUAUGGUUGAAACUUGAAUGCUAACUGAAUUUUAUCUUACUUGCUUUAAUAAAAAUUUAAGUGAAUACAAAUUCUCAAAUGCAUGUAUGCCUGAGACUAUUUCAUUGGGGAAAAAAUAGUUCCUGUUAACAUAUGCUAAAAUUUAUCAUGUAGUGACUUUUGUUUACAUUCCAUUAGCCAAGCCCUAGGUCAGACAGUUAUACCUAGCUGCAAGGAGGGUUAGGAAAUGCAGUCAUUCUGAGAGGUCAAGUAAACUGCUGAGUUUUUAUAAAAAGAUAUCACAUGUUUAUACAUGAUUAUAAUAGUGUGAGUCAUUUCCAAGAUUUAUUCUAAUGAUGUUUUAUGUAUAUACUUAUGAGAACAGUUGCUGUUUCUUACCUUUACAAGAUACACUGGUUCUCUGGACUCACUCUAGAAUUAUUUGCCCUUUUAUGAUAUACUUCAGAAAGGUAUAAAAAAUAUUUAAAAUUACAAAGAAAAAAAUGUGCUAACCUCCCUUUUCCAUAUAUGGAUAGAGCAUUAUGAAUAAAAGGUGAUAAAAUCUGAAUAUUUACCAUAUAAUUAGUUUUCUCUUGCAAUUUUUCCAAAUCCAGGAAACCCAUUAGCCAAUUUGAAACUAUCCUAAAUAAUUAUGGAGACAAGUGAGGGGCAUCUAGGAAAGGCCUUUUUGUUCCCUGCAGAGAAAGUGAAGCCCAGGAGGCUGAAAAGGAAUGGAUGGAAAAAUAAGAGAAAGACCAGGAGAUUCUUGCCAAUAAAAAUCCGUAUGUCUAGAGGGUGUGAUCAACAGUACCAUAUGCUGCAUAAGAUUCAAGCAAAAUAAAGCUAAAAAGUAUCCACUAAACUUUUUAGCUCUAAUAAUGAAACAUUCCAUAUAUACAAAAGCAUAUAAUUUAUAGGGAAGGCAUAAAAUUUUAAAAAGACAACUAUACUCACCAUCCUAUUUCAAGAAACAGAACAAUACCAAUACCUUUAUGCUUUCCCCUCCUACCCUGGCCGCAUGAGCCUGUGGCAGAAAUUGCUACUUUCCUCCCAAUACCUGUGCUCUCUUUCUCUUUCUCUCUGUUCUAGAACUCCUGAUUUUCAGCUAGGCACCUUUCUCAAGCCUCCUUGGAUCUAAAAAUUACUAUACAAUGGAUACGGUCUAGCCAAAAGACCAUGAAGGGAAGUUUUCAUGUGCAACUUCCUUUUUAAGGUCACUUACUCCUCCAUUCUUCCACAUUACACUUGAUAUGUAGCUGUGGUGAUGAGCCAUCAUAACCAUGUGGAUGAGGAGCUCCAAAAAAGAGGAGCCUGGCUCCUAGAUAACCAUGUAGAACAUAACUGUCAUGCCUAGGAUAUUUUCAACCUGUUAUAAGACAAAUAAACUUGUAUCUUGUUUAUGUCACUAUGUGGGUUUUCUGUCAAAUGCAGCUGAACCUGUAUCUUAACUAACACAAUGUGCCUCCUUAAUCACAUAUUUUCUCUCAUACCUCCAGGAGUAACUGCUAUCCUGAAUUUUAAUUUUAUCAUUUCCUUGAUUUCCUUUAUAGUUUUUCCACAUGAAUACAUGUAAUUCUAUGUAACGUUUUAAAUCUGUAUGCUUUAAAAUGUAUAUAGACAGAAUACUGUUAAAUGUAUUUGCCUGCUGUAUUACCCAACAUUAUGUACAUGCAAUUCAUCAUCCUCCUGUUUAUAAAUAUCUGGAAUGUUUCUCGCUUUUUAAUAUUACGAACAAUGCUAGUAUGAAUAUCUUGUCUCCUGGUACAUGGGUGUAAGAAUUUCUCUGGAGUAUACUGCUAGAAAUGGAAUUGCUAGGUUAAAGAAACGCAUGAUUGCACACAUUCAACUUCACUAGAUGAUAUAUUGUAUUACAAAGUACUUGUAACUAAAUUUAUACUCCAAUAAAGCCGACCUUGGCUCUCACUGCUUUAGAUUCAUG
Molecule: messenger RNA, 28773 nt
Organism: Mirounga angustirostris (Northern elephant seal)
Lineage: Eukaryota; Metazoa; Chordata; Mammalia; Carnivora; Phocidae
Gene: RPE
Product: ribulose-5-phosphate-3-epimerase
Exons: 6
Coding region: 115-801 (228 amino acids)
Biological process (GO): pentose-phosphate shunt; carbohydrate metabolic process; pentose-phosphate shunt, non-oxidative branch
Cellular component (GO): cytosol
Molecular function (GO): D-ribulose-phosphate 3-epimerase activity; metal ion binding
Source: RefSeq, a predicted model, not a curated record